This is a messenger RNA of Lotus japonicus, 2967 nucleotides long. RefSeq lists its product as uncharacterized. The coding region runs from base 1766 to 2842 and encodes 358 amino acids. The transcript is spliced from 10 exons. The record is from RefSeq and is a predicted model, not a curated record. NCBI's taxonomy places the organism in Eukaryota, Viridiplantae, Streptophyta, Magnoliopsida, Fabales, Fabaceae.
UUUCUUUUCAUUCAAACACCAUGUUUUGUUGGGGAGAAAUUCAACAUAAGAAAACUAGUGAAGAACACCUCUUGAUUUGAUUGACACUGCUUGUAUAAGACUUGACUUUUAGUUGGAAAUUGUCUCUCAACAAGAGGUACAAAGUGUAUCAAAUAGUUUCUGGUUUCAAAUUUAUUUCGCAUCAAUUUUGCCUUAGUGUGUCAAGGUACAACUAAGGCAAAAUCAACCGCAAACCAAAACUAAACACCAAAUUUGUGCAUCUCAACGUCACACCAGGAAGUAAGUGUCUCUAUGGGUUAACUUAACACAUACCAGAAUCAUUAUUAAGUUGGGCAAUUGCCUUUACUCCCAUGGUAGCUGCUUUAUGGAUUAGCAAUUUAACACAUAUCACGGUUAUUAUUAAAUUGGUCAACUAACCCUCACUCCCCUGAUCAUUAAAUUCUAUGGGCUAACACAUAACUGAAUCAUUAUUUAGUUUAGCAACCUGCCCUCCCUAUCCUGAAUAACAAACUCGGGUUAAUACUGACCAGAAAAGUAAAGGGAAAAGUAUGUGACAUGGCCUUCUUUUCUCCACUUUUUUAUAUAGGAGCAUGGGAAGAAGCAGAGUAUAAGCAAAAGCAUUCCAGAAUAUGAUAUUGCUAUCGUUGGAGGUGGCAUGGUUGGCAUGGCUUUAGCUUGUUUCUUAGGAACGAAAUUUAUCUAUCUUCAAUCAUCCCGGCCGAUCGCAUGGAACUUGUAAGAGUCGGUAUUUAAAUGAUAUGGAAUUACAUGCUGCCCAUUUGCAUAUCCUACUUAACUGUGACGAAGUUAAACCAUAUAUAAAAUUCUUUGAGCAACACUUGGUGGCAACCUUUCCAAAUAUCUCUCAAGCUGAUAUUGAUGGUCUUACUGCAUCUGAGUUUCCAACUUGGUUUCGAUCGUAUGUUCAUGAUAGAAAUAACAUGGUAAUAGAUCAGUUAUUACACCAUUUAGCAUGGGGUCCUAAGAAAAAGGUGGAGACUUGGCCUAUUUACUUUGUCAAUGGUUUUAAGUUUCAUACAGAAGAGUGGACUUUCAAUAAGAAAACCAUCAAUUCUGGAGUUUGUGUUGAGGGUGAUGAUGAAGAGGAUGAACACUAUUAUUAUGGUGUCCUUAAAGAGAUUUUGCGGCUAGAGUACCCAGGUGAACCAAUCAAACAAUUAGUGUUAUUUAACUGUGAAUGGUUUGAUUCUGUCAUCAAUCGUGGGAUGAAGGUUAAUAAAGAAUAUGACAUUGUGGAGGUUCAUCGUUCUAGAAGGUAUUCAAAAUAUGACCCUUUCAUAUUUGCAACAAAUGCGAUUCAAGUGUACUACAUGCCUUACCCAAAACACAUAAAAGAAAAAGUUGAUUGGUGGGUUGUUACUAAAACCAAACCAAUGGGUACAGUUGAUGAUCGGUAUGCAUUGGAGUUUGCAUUUCAAGAUACAACAACUCAUGUGGACCCGGUUUCAAAUGAAGAGCUAGAUGGUCACUUGAGAGAUGAUGAAGCUUUAUAUGAGGAAGUGGAUGAGGAUGAGGAUGAGGAUGAGGAUGAGGAUAAGGAUGAGGAUGAGGAUGAGAAUGAGAAUGAGAAUGAAUAUACAUCUUCAAAUGAUGAUAAUUAGAAUGUGGCAUUAUGUUUUUCUUAUGUGAGAUGUCUGACAAAGAUUGAGGCAAAACCAAAACUCUAAGAGGAAAAUCAUCUAAAAAGCAUUCAAAGGGGCUAACUCACAAUGGUAUUCUAACUUCAGCUUCAACACAUGUUGCAAUGUCAUCACAUAUGACAACUCAUGUCCCACCAAGUCAAUCAACUUCUUCUACAUAUGUCCCACCAACUCAAUCAACUCCUUCCACUAAUGUCCCACCAACUCCUAAUGUGGUACAAGAUUGCACUAAUGUCUCACCAACUCAAUCAACUCCUUCCACCAAUGUACAAGAUUCCACCAAUGUCUCACCAUCUGAAAAUGGAUCAAAUGAUUGCAAACCUACAUUCAACCUUGAUGGAGAAGGGUUUUUACCUUCGCAUCCUGCUGCUAAUGCCAUCACUGAUAUCUUUCGAAGUUAUUAUAAUGAACCAUGGCCAACAUGGAGGAAGAUACCAGAAAAUAGGAGAACUAUGAUGUUUGGAGAGUUCAUGAAGAAAUACUCUGUUUGUCCACCUGAUGCUAUAUGGGCUAGAAAUAACUUUGAAUCUCGAGGUCAAAAACUGAUGAAAGAUAGUUUGAGUAAGGCUCAUAGAGAUCAGAAGAAGCCAAGGUGGCUUGGAGAUCAUGUAUGGAAUGGGCUAUGUGAUCAUUGGGAAACUCCGAAGUUCAAGGAGAAAAGUGUCAAAGCAAAGGCAAAUCGGGCAUCUGAUCGUGAAGGAUUUGGAGGGACCCUUCACAUUGGUGGCUCUAUCACAACAUCUCAACAUAGAGACAAUUUGAUGAAGAAAAAUGGAUUCAACCCUUCUCCACUAGACUUGUUUCGCUCUACACAUCAACGCAAGGAUGGUACAUUUGUGGACAAGAAAUCAGAGCAUGUAGAUGGUGCAUAUGUGCGUGAAAUGGAAGAUAGGACGCAAAGAGCAUCUGAGCAAAAUCUUCCUCCGCCAAGUGAGCUAGAUGUGUGGCGUGAUGUGGCUGGCAUGAAAAAGGGUAGAAUAUAUGGGUUGGGAUUGGAGUCCACUGUUAUCAAUAAACAAUAUCAUGGCUCAUGUUCUUCAUCAUCUGAAUGGGUAAGAAGAUCAGAAUUUGAUCAAUUGAGAAACACUAUUAUGGAGGAGACUCAAAGAAUGGUAAAACAAAUGAUGGAAGAAAGGAUGCAACAACCACCAAUGCCAACCCCAAGAGGAGUUAGAAACUGAUGAGUCAGAGAAUGAGGAGGAUCUUGGUGUUUUUCCAUGAAAACUUUGUCAAGCUUUGUUUCUAUAUUUAAUGUAAUAGACUAUGUUUAAUGUAAUAGUAAUCUACUAGACUAGUUUAAGUAGUU